Molecule: messenger RNA, 951 nt
Organism: Symbiodinium necroappetens
Lineage: Eukaryota; Dinophyceae; Suessiales; Symbiodiniaceae
Source: the annotation of a GenBank genome assembly
AUGCAAGUGGCCAGCACACAACAAUACUUGCAAGUGGAGGGAAUUCCAGAAGGUUGCUCCGAAGACCAGGUGAAGCAAAUCUUCGGGCAAUAUGCGACGAUUGUCUCUGUCAAGUCUGUGGCUGGCAAAGGAGCUGCUACACAAUGGCUGCUUCAAUUCAGCACAGCAGAGGAAACCAAGUACAUCCAUGAGACUUUGGGCGGAAACAUUCCGCAAGGUCUACAGAACCCUGUUGCCAUAAGACCUGCAGGAUCAGGUCAAGAAGCUAUGGAGGAUCAGCGUUCUGUGCAGAUGCUGGCAGGGAAGGGAAAGGGCAAGACAGACUUCCCACCUCAUGUGACAUUGUAUGUGACUGGCCUGCCUCUGGGCUCUAAUGAGGACAGCCUUCGUGAUUUCUUCAAUCAGUAUGGGGACGUAUACAGCAGCAAGGUGCUGCCUGUGUCUGGUGGAAAGUCUACCAUGGCAGGUUUUGUUCGCAUGCCUGAGUUUGAGGGCGGAUGGUGUGUGGAGAACUUGAAUAACUUCCAGCCUGAAGGCUACAGCAUGCCGCUCCAGGUGACAUUUCCGAAAGAUUCCUCCGACAAGGGCAUGGGCAAGGGUGGCAUGGCCAGCAAGGGUGAUCAUGAGGCCUACGCGAUGUCCAACGGAGGCUCUGCCUUUGGAAAGGGUGACUAUGCCGACUUCAAGGGUGACAGCAGCAAAUCUUGGAAUGAGAAGGGCGCCUGGGGCAACGGCAACGAUGCGAACGAGGUGAAGAGUGUUUUCGGUGGGGGCAAAGGCUCCUGGUCCUGGGACAAAGGAUCCAGCAAAGGUGCAGCGCAGGGAAAGGACACUAAGGGUUGGGGCAAAGAAAAGGGUUCCGACAAAGGGAACUGGGGAUGGGACAGUGGUUGGGGAAAGGGAUGUGGCAAGGCCGCAAAGGGCAAGGGCAAGAAGCCAGGACCUUAUUAG